GGCAGGCGGCAGGGGGCGGCGGGCCGGGCAGUGGGGAAGCAGGGAGGAAGCCAGGCGACCUGCUCUGCGCUUCUUUGUUCCCCUCUAGGGUGACGGAGCUGCUCCCCCCGUUCCAGAGACUCAUCCAGCCGGAGGAGAUGUGGCUCUACCGGAACCCCUACGUGGAGGCGGAGUAUUUCCCCACCAAGCCGAUGUUUGUUAUUGCAUUUCUCUCUCCACUGUCUCUGAUCUUCCUGGCCAAAUUUCUCAAGAAGGCAGACACAAGAGACAGCAGACAAGCCUGCCUGGCUGCCAGCCUUGCCCUGGCUCUGAAUGGCGUCUUUACCAACACAAUAAAACUGAUCGUAGGGAGGCCACGCCCAGAUUUCUUCUACCGCUGCUUCCCUGAUGGGCUAGCCCAUUCUGACUUGAUGUGUACAGGGGAUAAGGACGUGGUGAAUGAGGGCCGAAAGAGCUUCCCCAGCGGACAUUCUUCCUUUGCAUUUGCUGGUCUGGCCUUUGCUUCCUUCUACCUGGCAGGGAAGUUACACUGCUUCACACCACAAGGCCGUGGGAAAUCUUGGAGGUUCUGUGCCUUUCUGUCACCUCUACUUUUUGCAGCUGUGAUUGCACUGUCCCGCACAUGUGACUACAAGCAUCACUGGCAAGAUGUACUAGUUGGAUCCAUGAUUGGAAUGACAUUUGCCUAUGUCUGCUAUCGGCAGUAUUAUCCUCCUUUGACUGAUGCAGAAUGCCAUAAACCAUUUCAAGACAAACUUGCACUUCCAACUGCACAGAAGAAGCCUGGGGAUUCUUAUUGUUUUGAUAUUUAAAAAUUGAAUCUGGCUGGGCAUGGUGGCUCAUGCCUGUAAUCACAACACUUUGGGAGGCCGAGGAGGGUGGAUCACCUGAGGUCAGAAGUUCGGGACCAGCAUGGCCAACGUGAUGAAACCCCGUCUCUACUAAAAAUACAAAAAUUAGCCGGGAGUGGCGAUGUGCCUGUAAUUCCAGCUACUCGGGAGGCUGAGGUAGGAGAAUUGCUUGAACCUGGAGGCGGAGGUUCCAGUGAGCCAAGAUCGUGCCACUGCACUCCAGCCUAGGCAACAGAGCGAGACCCUCCUCAAAAAAAAAAAAAAAAAAUUGAAUCUACCUUAAUGGAAAACAGGUGAACUAGCCCUCCUAACUGGACCAUGCACAAGACAAGAAAUUCUGGCCUUUUUUUCCUCUUCCAAGGUGCAAGUGAGGACAUAAGCUACACUGUAUUCUGCCUCCAAAUGAUUACACAUUUUUGUCCCUGCUCACACAGAUCUAUCUUGAGGAGUUACGGUUCUUUUCUACUACUGUAUGCCAUACAUUCUAGUAAAAGGAUCUUUCAAAGGUGUCCAACACCUUAUAAAUCUGGUCUAUCAGAUUGAUAUCCGAAGAUCUACAGUGUUUUUACAUUUAAUUUAAAUGCCAUUCUUAGAAAGAUCUUGUCACAAAGAAGCCUUUACAUAGCCCCAUCUUAUCUCAGAAGCUAAUUAUCAAAACUUAAUUUCCAUUUCGUAUAGCUCAAGAUCUUAAAAUCUAGGACAUGGCCAACUAAAUUACUUUGAUUCUGUUUACCUUCUCUGAUGACAAUUCCAUCAAGCCUUAAAUAGGAAAAUGUUGAAUCUGGGGUAAUUUAUCACUUUUGUGCACAUCUUAUCUGAGUCCAGCCAUCUGGUACUGCUGUACAUUUUGAACACCGUGGGUAUAAACAAUUUGUUGAAUUACUAAGUGAACACAAUAAUAAAGAAGAAAAUGGUCAGGAGUGUGGUUUCAGCACUACUAACAGAUGACUGUUUCUACCUCAUUUAACCAUAACUGUGCUCGUGAGCUUCCUUCCUUCCAUUCAUGACUGAAGAUCUGCUCAAAUGCACCAACACUGCCAAGUGACUAAGGCAGAAAAGAAAAAUGACAGGUAUCAUCAUCUGAAGGACAGAUGAAUCUUUUUCUGCCUCUUCCUCACAAUGGGAUAUAAGGAACAAUUACAGGAUGUCAUCAGAACUGAUGCUGUAGGACCUACAGCUCCCUUUCUCUUUAUUGUGAUUGUACUUUAAAUAUGACCUUGUCUUUUAUGUGUAUCUUCCUGUAUUUUCAAUAUAUCUAUCUUUUUCCUUCAGUAAACCUGAUAUUCAAAUAAAA
Molecule: messenger RNA, 2145 nt
Organism: Mandrillus leucophaeus (drill)
Lineage: Eukaryota; Metazoa; Chordata; Mammalia; Primates; Cercopithecidae
Gene: PLPP5
Product: phosphatidic acid phosphatase type 2 domain containing 1B
Exons: 6
Coding region: 138-812 (224 amino acids)
Biological process (GO): phospholipid metabolic process
Molecular function (GO): phosphatidate phosphatase activity
Source: RefSeq, a predicted model, not a curated record